Nerophis ophidion (straightnose pipefish) is the source of this 2531-nucleotide messenger RNA. RefSeq names its product nematocyst expressed protein 3-like. Bases 1042 to 1920 code for a protein of 292 amino acids. The transcript has a single exon. NCBI's taxonomy places the organism in Eukaryota, Metazoa, Chordata, Actinopteri, Syngnathiformes, Syngnathidae. The record is from RefSeq and is a predicted model, not a curated record.
GCCACACGCCAGGGUGGAUCUGGGAGCCUGAACGUCUUCAGGCUUCACCCGACGCCUUUCGGCUUGCUGCGGUCCCGGUCCGCAUGCGUCAGCGAAAGCGGAAGUCACGGAGGAGGACUUCACCUCCCGAUAGUGACGCGUCAGCCCCGCCAUCCCUCUUUCACGGACACAGCCACUUCCAACCCGUCCAGGACUCUUCUCCCGUGUCUGGUAACUCUUUUUUUUAUUCCUCAUCUCACUCCUCCGACUGGCCUGGUAGCGUCACCUGAGCAGAGUGGAGAUGAAGAUUUUUUUUUAGAGCAUGCACUCCCUCAGUCGUCCACAGGGGACGUGAAUAGCUCCCUUACACUCCUUAAAUACAUUUGUUUUCAAUCCCAAUAUAAGUCUUUAUUUUCUGAAACCCCUCCACAUGUGACUUGGCCCCCUUCCCCAGGGACUUUUCCUCCCACCCUGUCUACCUCUUUCUGUUCCUCCCCCCACCCACCCCUAGAGGUAGUUGUAGACCAUGGAGAGAGUGUCUGGCAUCCGCUUGUGGACAGGGUGGCUCAUGCUGGUAGCUGUGCUACGGAGGUAGCACAGUGGCGUUCAGCCAAGCCUCUUCCUCCACAAAGACCUCCUCCGCCAGUUUUUCGUCCCGUCAGACUGCAGCCUCCUGUGCGUCCUCCUCCACCGGUAUUCCAGCUAGCACCUCCUAGGCCGCCUCCACCGGCACCACGGCUAGCUGUAGCUAGUCCCAGUUCUAGUCCCAGUUCUUGUCUCAGUUCUAGCCCAAGUCACAGUCACAUUCCUAGUCCUAGCCAUAGUCACAGUUUGAGUCCUGGUCCUAGUCAUAGUCUUGUUCUUAGUCCUUGUCCUAGUCCUAGUCAGAGUCUUAUUCAUAGUCUUAGUCCUUGUAGUAGUCUUUGUCAUAGUUCGAGUCCUGGUCCCUGUCCUUGUCCUAGUCACAGUCGUAGUCCUAGUCGUAGUUUGAGUUCAAGUCUUAGUCCUAGUCCAUGUCAGACUUCUAGUCCAGGUCUGGAUUACACUCCAGCACCUGACGUCAUGCUGGAUCCCACUCCAGCACGGGACUUCAUGCUGGAUCCCACUCCAGCACCUGUUCUUCAGCUGAGACCAGUGCCGGCUCCUCGGCUGAGACCAGUGCCGGCUCUUCGGCUGAAACCAGUGCCGGAUCCUCUGCCAAAACCAGUGCCGGAUCCUCUGCCGGCUUCUGCACCUGCUCCUCUGCCGGCUUCUGCACCUGCUCCUCUGCCGGCUUCUGCACCUGCUCAUCUGCCGGCUUCUGCACCAGCUCCUCUGCCGGCGUCUGCACCAGCUCCUCUGCCGGCGUCCACGCCUGACUCGUCUGCCGCGGCGUCCACGCCUGACUUGUCUGCCGCGGCGCCCACGCCUGACUCGUCUGCUGUGGCGCCCCCGCCUGACUCGUCUGCCGCGACGUCCCCGCCUGACUCGUCUGCCGCGACGUCCCCGCCUGACUCGUCUGCCGCGACGUCCCCGCCUGACUCGUCUGCCGCGACGUCCCCGCCUGACUCGUCUGCCGCGACGUCCCCGCCUGACUCGUCUGCCGCGACGUCCCCGCCUGAUUCGUCUGCCGCGACGCCACCGCCUGUCUCCACGACGACACCACCGGAUUCGGCUGCAGCAACCGCUCCGUCUUUGCCUGCUGCUUUCGGGCCUGCUUUGGCUGCAGUCCCCGCACCCUCGUCGGCAGCUUUCAAGCCUGCCAUGACGACGGCGCUGAAGCGUCCUCCUCCAUGUCGGCCACGGGUGCGGCCUCUACGGGGUCGUCCGCCCCGCCGGGCACUUCCUCCUCCACGUCUGCUACAUGUGUGGCCUCUACGAGGGCGCCCCCCAAGACUUUCACGUCAGCGCCGCCGCCACCUGGCUUGUCCUCGGUGGAUUCGGGGACAUGCGACCUGGUGACCCUCCACCGUGUCCUCCCUCCGCCCUCCCUUCAUGUUUGGACUUUUUUGUGUGGGGGGGUUCAUACUGGGACAUCUGGGAUCUGUCCCUUAGAGGGAGGCUUAUGUCAUGGUCCAAGUCAUGGACCAUGUCAUAUUCUGGUUUUGUUUCUGUUUUGUUAUCACAGCCUGUUUUGUAUUUGACAUCUUUAGUUCCCGGUUGCACUUCCUGGUUUGUUUCGGUUGCCUAGUUACGCAUUUAGUGUCACCUGUUUUUGAUCACGCGCACCUGCCCCUGAUGAUUUCUGCCCCUAUAUAUGCCUGUCUUUGUUUACCUUUCGUUCUCGGACUUUAGUUUGCCUCACGCAACAGAUGACGUCUCAUUCCCGCAUUGUGGUAAAGUACUUUUGUUAUUCGUUUAGCUUCCAGGCUAUUUUGUUUAUUUCCUUGUCCCUAGUUUAGAUACUAGCAAUUUCUGUUCUUUCUAGCUCCUAUGCUAAGUUCUGUUGGUUUGUCUAUAGUGCAAGUGUUUUUGUUAUUAGUUUGUUUUUGUAGUCAGGAAUAAAUCAUCAUUCCUACCUUUACGCUGUGUUCCAUCUCCGCUGCACCACGAGAAUGCAAACACACGCCACA